CUUUGGCGCAAAGUAUGAGUGAGUAACAGUACACUCCUUUAGAGCACUUCCUGUUAUCGUUCAAAAUCCUUAAAGCCCUACACACUCUCACUUUCAAAUGGUUCAAACGGCAACCCUAUGAAACCCUCCCCGCUCCAUUUCCAGAAUCCCAACCUUCUCCUCUGCCCUAACCCUUUCUAUUCCAUGGCAUUCUCUUCCGCGUUCCGCUUCCUCCGCCUCUCUCCAUCCUACCCUCGUCUCCUCUCCCCAGCCCACCCUCGUCUCCUCUCCCCAUUCCAACAUCGUCUCAUAUCCGCCCGCGCCCCUCGCCCUCCGGCGGCGGCGGCCAGGGCCGUUAGGCGCAGCGACAGGAAUGACAGUGUGACGGCCAUAACGGAUAGCGGUAACGGUAGUGAGGGAAGGGUCGUGCCCACGGAACUUCACAAGGAGGCCACGGAAGCUUACAUGUCGUAUGCGAUGUCGGUGCUUCUCGGUCGGGCGUUGCCGGAUGUUCGCGACGGCUUGAAGCCCGUGCACCGAAGGAUUCUAUUUGCAAUGCACGAGCUUGGUCUCUCAUCCAAAAAACCUUUCAAGAAGUGUGCGAGAGUUGUUGGAGAGGUAUUGGGAAAAUUCCACCCUCAUGGAGACACUGCUGUAUAUGAUUCCUUGGUUCGAAUGGCCCAGGAUUUUUCCUUACGCAGUCCUUUGAUCCAAGGUCAUGGGAAUUUUGGGUCAAUUGAUGCUGAUCCGCCUGCUGCCAUGCGUUAUACAGAGUGCAGACUGGACGUAGGUUUUAACAUCUGAUUUAUUAUUUUUAAU
Messenger RNA from Vigna umbellata (rice bean), 798 nucleotides. The record is from RefSeq and is a predicted model, not a curated record. Lineage: Eukaryota; Viridiplantae; Streptophyta; Magnoliopsida; Fabales; Fabaceae.